Molecule: messenger RNA, 1169 nt
Organism: Candidula unifasciata
Lineage: Eukaryota; Metazoa; Mollusca; Gastropoda; Stylommatophora; Geomitridae
Source: the annotation of a GenBank genome assembly
UUCCACCUAAAGAGCCAGAGGAUAAAGAUGGGUGGACCCCAGUUCAUCCCCACCUGCUGAGUGUUCCAGAACUGAGCAACCAUCUGAGCCGGAUGAUUCAAAGUGUUGUCAGGACAUUCAGGUUUCUACGUGACUGCAGAAUGACACACCCUGUUGUGUUUUGCCUUGGAAAUACUGCAUUUUUUACAAUAAUGGCUCUUCUUGGCUCCUAUUUGUCAGGGAUCACACUGGCGUACAUAAUAAUAAUGAGUUUACUUCUGUGGCCUUCAGUGAUAUAUCAUUCCUUACUGAGAAGAGUCUGCCUCAGACUUGAGCCAGUCUUGCAGUGGCUGGGUACUCGUUUGUGGAUUUCUUUUCGCUAUGUCACAACUUUAGGGGGCAGAAUUGGCAGCUGGAAAUCAAGUAGCUCAACAAAUGGCCAACUGGAUGAGGAUGAUUUUGUUCCUCAGGUGGAUCCAGACAUUGUGGAAGCAUUAACUAAAGCCAUCAGCGAGAGUGAAGAUGGUAGUGGCAACUCAUCCAUUCCUACCCCCAGGUUGUCCAAGAAUCCAUCCUUCAGCAGUAAUGAUGACGAGCAUGAAGAAAUUGAUUUCGAGUUGGAUAUCAAUCAGAUGCCCUCAUUUGAUGACCUAGAUAACACAGACGAUGAAAUGGACCUUCCCUCUCCAGGCAACAACAAUUCCAACCAUUUAAGCAGGUUAAAUGCUCUUCAAUUUGCAGCCGCCCAUUUCGGAGAUUCUGAAUCAGACGAUGAGCAUCUACUUUCUCAGGGUCUUGAUUUCGCCCAGGCAGAGGUUCGUAGUGGUGCUGGUGGGGGUUCAGGAGGUUCUUCAGCUCAAGCUGGGUUGUCAUCGAUAGCAGGGGCACUUGUUGCUAGAACUAUUUCUUCUAUGAUGGAGACUGCACUGCAUGGGGUUGCUUCGCUAGGCCAGGGCCAGGUGGCUUCCUCUUCUAGUGUGAUUCCUCGUACUGGUGCAAAAAUAACCUACACCUGCACGGACGAAGGAGAAAGCAUUGACUUUCAGAAUCCCGAACCUCCAAUCCUUGAAUCGGAAGAAGAGGAAGAUGAAGACAGCCUGAGAGGAAUGGAUCAGAUUGCUGAAAUUGAAAAAGAUUUUGAUUUCCUUCAAGAUCUUGAUCCUGAUACGAAUGAGGAGGACCACUUCUGA